CUACGAACAUGCCAAGCAGCUCAUCAUGUUCCGUCAACCGAUAACGAGCACAGUACGAAAAUCUUCCUUAUCGUCUUUGGCUUCAUUCGCUUUCUUCCCUCGCGCAGCAGCACGAUGCUCGCAAACCUCCCGGUCGAUUUCCGCCUUGUAUCCAUGCCAUAGAAAACCAAUCACCUCGAAGAUAUCCUUUACGCUCAUUCAACAGCAGCUCCCUCGAUUUCGCAGUCGGAAGUUUACCAGUUCUGCCAGAAGCCACUAUGGAUUCGGGAACCAACCAUACAGACGGUUCAACAACCCACGGGGGCAGCCGUUCAUUUGGCGCCUAUUGGGAAAUGCGAAACCCCAUCAUUUCGUGAUCAUUGGACUGGGGAUUAGUGGAUUGUAUAUCUACAAUACGGAGACGGUGGAGAUGACCGGUCGUCGUCGCUUCAACUGUAUUAGUUCUGAACAAGAGCUCCAAAUGGGAAAUCAGAGCUAUAAAGAAGUUCUAGGCUCUUCUCAUGGAAAGAUACUGCCCGAAAGUCAUCCUACCACUGUAUUAGUCAAACGAGUUCUCGACAGGCUCAUCCCACAGGCACCCAUAGUAGGUGCAAACUGGAGGGUCCAUGUGAUUAAGGACGAUGGAAUGGUAAAUGCUUUUGUUCUUCCGGGUGGUAAGGUGUUUGUCUACACUGGCAUCUUGCCAGUCUGUGAAGACGAAGACGGAUUGGCAGCAGUACUUGGCCACGAGAUUGCUCAUGUGGUAGCGCGGCAUCCUGCUGAGCGGAUGAGCAAUAGUCUUCUUACCAUUGGGGCGGUAUUUCUUAUCUCUGCGAUGUUUGAUAUAUCGGGACAGAUUCCAUCGCUUCUUUUGAACCUGAUGUACAGUCUACCAAAUUCUAGGACACAAGAAGCGGAGGCAGAUGAUAUGGGCCUGAUGAUGAUGUCGAAGGCUUGCUAUAACCCAGAGGCAGCUGCCAGACUUUGGUCGCGGAUGAAGCGACUGGAGAAAGAGGCGCCGCCCCAGUUCAUGUCGACACACCCAUCGAGCUAUAACCGGGAGGAAGCGAUUCGUGAUCGGCUACACAAGGCUCAAGAUGCUUAUGAACAAAGUGGAUGCGACUCGAUACAAACAUACAUGCCGGGGUUCCGGCAAGCUAAUGGCAACUUUGGCUGGUCGUUUUAAGAUUUAAGAAUUGUACUGUACAUAUUACUUAGCGAGCACUGUAUAUCUAGAUAGACAAUGGCUCUUCUCUGGU
Messenger RNA from Aspergillus ruber CBS 135680, 1238 nucleotides. RefSeq names its product M48 family metallopeptidase. Gene Ontology annotation, biological process: mitochondrial protein processing; protein quality control for misfolded or incompletely synthesized proteins. Gene Ontology annotation, molecular function: metalloendopeptidase activity. NCBI's taxonomy places the organism in Eukaryota, Fungi, Ascomycota, Eurotiomycetes, Eurotiales, Aspergillaceae. Gene Ontology annotation, cellular component: mitochondrial inner membrane. Bases 26 to 1165 code for a protein of 379 amino acids. The record is from RefSeq and is a predicted model, not a curated record. The transcript has 9 exons.